Egretta garzetta (little egret) is the source of this 3155-nucleotide messenger RNA. RefSeq names its product protein eva-1 homolog C. Bases 86 to 2062 code for a protein of 658 amino acids. The record is from RefSeq and is a predicted model, not a curated record. The transcript is spliced from 13 exons. Gene Ontology annotation, molecular function: protein binding; carbohydrate binding. NCBI's taxonomy places the organism in Eukaryota, Metazoa, Chordata, Aves, Pelecaniformes, Ardeidae.
GGCGUCCAAGUUCGGCGCGUGGCAAUCCACAAGAUGAAGUAUUCUUUCCAGAUCUGGUCAGCCAUGAUGUCGUCCAAGGACAGCAAUGGGCAGGUCCCGGCUGCCUGACGUGUUUGUGGGUGGCAGAACAGCUCCAGCACCCCUGUCCUCGCCAUGGUCCCCAACACGGCAGCGUAGAGCAGGGAGCAGAUGGACGGGGCGCAGCGGGAUGAGCCCUGCCCUGAGCCUUCUUCUGUCCCUGGCCAGCUGCACCCUGCUCUGGGGCUCACCGUUGCCUCCCCGGAAUGUGAGGCUGGAGGCACAAAACUUCCACGUUCUCCUGCGGUGGGAGCCAGACCCUGGCUCGCCUGCCGGUGCUGCGUACCAGGUGGAGUGGAGGAGACGAACCUCUCGCUGGACCAAGGCAGAUGCCUGCUGGGGGAACAGCACCGGCCCCUCCGGGGCAUGUGAGCUGUAUUUUGACAAGAUCCACGAUAUCUACUGGGCAAGGGUGAGAGCGGUGGCCAGAGGCGAGCUGUCUGCGUGGGCCUAUUCCAGAGAGCUGCAGCCAUACAGAGACACAAUUGUAGGCCCCCCCAAGUUGUCCUGGGUGCUCCAGGGUCACGUCCUCAGCAUAAAUAUCAUCAUGCCGCUCACUCCCUACCGAAGCAAAACGGGCUCGUACAAGCCGGUCAACGAAGUGCUGCUGAAGCUGUGGUACCGGCUGAGUCUGUACGAAGGGGACGCGCUCGUCCAGCAAGUGCCCUGCAAACGCAGCGGGGAGGAAGCGCCGUGCCACUUCAGGUACCUGAAGCCCAGCACACAGUACUGUGUCCGGACAGUGGCCGCGGACAUGGCUGGGGAGCAGAGCCAGGAGGCCGAGCAGUGCAUGGUGACACCAGCGGGCCCCACAGGGUACCUGCGCAAGGUGCUGAGGAACCACACCGCCCACACCUGUGACGGGGAGCAGCUCCUCAUCAUCUGCCCUCGCAAGACCACCAUCAGCAUCCUCGGUGCCUUCUACGGGCGUCGCAUACCCAGCCCCAACCUCUGCCCCAGCCCUGGCAACGCCUCCCAGGAGAGCACUGAGUGCACGUCCACCACCGCCCACCUGAAGCUGCUGGCUGAGUGCCAGGACCAGCAGUGGUGCCAGUUCUCAGUGCACAGCCAAGUCUUUGGGCCGGACCCGUGCCCUGGGACACACAAGUACCUCAUCACUUCCUACAAGUGCCGGCCAGGGAACCAUCGGGUCAAGACCGUGUGCGAGAACGAGAAGCUGAGGCUGCAGUGCCGACCAAAAUCCAUCCUGGCCAUUUAUUCUGCAAAUUAUGGACGACUCCUGCGGGGCAAACCAGAGUGCGAUGCCCUGAACGCCGGGGGACCUCAUAUAGAAUGCUUGGCUCCGGACGCCCUGCGGAGGGUCUCCAAGAAGUGCCACCGCAAGGGGAACUGCACUGUGGCUGCUGACCGGGCCACCUUCGGCGACCCGUGCCUGCCCGGCAUGAAGAAACAGCUGCGAGUCUCCUACACCUGUGUGCCCAGGCAGCUGCUGGAGGAGGUGGGCCCGGACACCUCAGACCCCUUCCUGCUCUCGGACUACAUGCACGGUGGCUGGUACAAAGGGCCCAGGUUCUCCAGGCUCCGGGAAGACCGGAUGAUUUUUACUAGCUCUCUGGCAGCUUUUGCCCACCUUUGGGGUGUCCCAGAGAAAGUUGGCCUCUACUUUCUUUGCGGGGUCUCAGGAGGCCUCAUGCUCCUCCUGUGCAUCAUCAGCCCCAAAACGACCUUCCUCCAGGAGGUAGGGGCAGCUUUCAAAGACCAGGAGCUGGGGAGCAGCUCAGAGCUGAGCAGGACCAAGCUGCGGGACGAGCAGGAUGAAGACCUUCCUGACGACAGCUCCUCGGACUCCUCCUUCCGCCGCCUCACCCGCACUUACCGGGCCACCGACAGCAUCUUCAGCCCUGAGCUGACGGCAGCCAUGGAGGGGGCGGUGGAGCACCAGGGCCGCAGUGGGGAGGAGAUCUGGAUGCCCAAGGAGUCAAGCCCAUACGCCAUCCACAAGAUCAAAUCGGCCACCAAAUAAGAACUAGAAGAAAAUGGCCAGAGAGCAGCGGGGGGCAGAGGCUAAGUGGGAUCUGACAUCAGAGAGACACAAGAGUUUGGGCUCCUCGUGGCAAGUGGGCAUCCUGAGUGGCCACAGGGCCACAGCAGCCCCAGCGUGGCCAUCAACCCCACUGCUGCAUCAGCCUGGAGACCUCUAACCCAGGGGUAAGAUGCGGUCCCCGGGUGUGAUGAGGGGCUGCGGGAUGGCUCGUGGGGCUGCUGGCUCCUUUGCUGCAAACACGCCACUAAUCCUAAGCUAACCUCCCCAUGCUGGGCUCGCACCGGCUGGCUCCAGCACUCAUCCCUGCUCAGCCAUGCCAAGCCCACCCCGAGCCUUUCCAGGCUGUUUGCUCCUGUCUCCUCUUGGGUGCUGACCUCCACCCCUGGUGCUGCAAACGCCCCCACCAGCACUCGGGCAGCAUUGCCAGCGGUGGAGAGACGGAAAUGGCCAGGGUGCAGGGAGGAUGCAGGCGGAGCUGGUGGGAGAGUGCCGCGAGCAUCACCCAGCACAGCCACAGCCCUACCACGCCGUGUGCCUUGCAGCCCCGGUACCCCCAGGGGAGCUGCACCCCGGGGCCGGGGCAGACAGGCGCUUGGCACAGCGUUGGCGCUCACCUCCCUGUGGGCAUUCGGGAGCUCUGUCACCCUGCAUUGCUCUAUGCUUUCCUUCAUGUUGCUGGGGCUUUUCCAGUAAAUAAAUGCAACAGCUCAUAGUCACAACAUCCCUCCCGACCUCUGCCAUUGAUAGUGAAAAGGGAGGGAAAAGGAAGCGGCGAAGCUCAGCCUUCCCCGUGCAGAUCAGCUCCUUGCCUCCCGCCAGUGUUUCUGGCACUGGGCCAUGGGGAGCAGCAAGUUGGGCCUGUUUUAGCAUGGGAAAGGAUAAGGUUUUACCCUGGGGAAGGGGAAUAGGGAAAAGCAGUCCAUGUGGAUCCCAUGAACGAUGCUUCCCUGCCCUUCCUCCUUCUCUUGAGCCUAAGGCUCUCUGUCUGGUAAGCAAUCCCGGAGCAAGCGUCCCCAGAUGCUGUGCAGAGGGGCUUCUCGGCAGCCCCACGGUGCCAGGGAGGCAGGCUGGG